UUUCAUAAAAUCGUUGUGAGUUUUACAAGUCAACAAUGUACUAUUAACAGGUAUCAAAACGAUCCAUUACAUAUCAAGCAGAUCAAAUUUAAACUAUAAGAUGUGUAAGGAUGUUAAUCCUACAGAAAUUGCAACUUUUGAACUUCGCGGACAGUAGUAUGUUACAUAUGAACAAUUAAAAGAACUAUUUAUAAGGUCCUUUUAGUUUGAAAAACAUAUUGAAAUAAUUAAAAACUAUUAUAGAAAUAAUAUUUAAGUUAAUAAGAUUUCAUUUUUUUAAACAAGAUAAAAAUAACAAGUCCAACUAUUAGAGUAGUACUUCAGUUAGGCCUUGCAAAAACGCGGUAAAACCUUGUACAAAAGGGAUCCUUUACCGGUCAUUUCUAUUGUGUCUUUCAUAUCGACGAGAAACAUUUUGUGAGCGCAUCAUGACUAUGGUGAAUAAAGCAGCAGUGCUGAAAUUUGCAAAAAUAACAGACAAAGCUUAUGCACCUAUGAAAGGAUCAAAAUAUGCUGCUGGAUUCGAUUUAAGAAGUGCAUACGAAUAUGUCGUCCCAGCACGUGGUAAAGAGUUAAUUAAGACUGACUUGCAAGUCGAAGUUCCUGAUGGCACGUACGGAAGAGUCGCACCUCGUUCAGGACUAGCAUGGAAGAAUUACAUUGAUGUAGGUGCCGGCGUUAUCGAUGCUGAUUAUCGCGAAGAAAAUGUGUGGAAGCUCUGUCAGGAUGUAGCCACGAGACACGGAUCGGAAUUACAACAUUGUUACGUUGCCUUCGUGAGCAACGCCUGGCGUAGCGUACCGCUUUGGCGACAACGGGCAGGAAAGGAUGAGGAUAAGCUCGUAGUUUGGGACUUCCAUGUAAUCCUUAUCUACGCACCCGACGAAAGGGCGGUCGUAUACGAUUUAGAUAGCGUGUUGCCGUUUCCCACGCAUUUUUGGAAAUACGCGAUGGAAACGUUCAGAUCGGACGAAGUUGUACCCCCGAAGCAUCACAGAAGAUUCCGAAUGGUCCCGGCCAGUGUGUACUUGAAAGAGUUCGCGUCUGAUCGGCAUCACAUGAAACGCGAGGAUGGCACAUGGAUCAAGACACCGCCGGAUUAUCCACCGAUCUCAACACCAACGUGCAAGGAUAACUUGGAUUCGUUUAUUAACAUGGAUCCAGGAACCGGGUUCGGGGUUGUAUUGACUUUAGAGCAAUUAUUCGACCGAUUUCAUAGGCCAAACGCGAACGCAUCUGCUACUCGUACACCUCAGCCUCAAGCAACGCCGACUUAAGUAAACUGCUAAGUAAGUUCCGCAGGGUAACGACCGUUUCCUUCGAUUUCCAAUGACAACAUACCCAUCGCAUCGUAUGGCCUAAGGGAAUUGGUUAGGUGCAUGUACCUUUGCCAGCUGAUACGUGUAUAUCGGGUCGAGAAAAAAAUUUUAACGAUAACAUUUGCCUGAUCGUUGUUGCUAAUCGUUCGAAAUCACAACCGUGUGUUUCUACGGGCAAAUCAAUCGAUUGUUUUUGCCAGACAUUCCAGAAUUUACACAAAUUUUGUCUUUCGCCUCUAACUUUUGUCCGUUCAAAGUAUAAGUUGGUUGAAACGUUUCAAAGCGAGAAGAGAAAUUGAUUUGGCUUGAAUCGGGUUUGUGCUACUUCUUUUCUUUCCUUUAUAAUAAUUCUCGAUAACUCUAUAACGCCUGUUAUUGUAUUUCUAGACGCUAUAUCUAUUGAUACGUUUGUUUCCUUCCAUUUUAAAAGGCUUUUUUUGCAGAGCCUUCCGGAGACAAGCCUGGUCUCUGUCGUGUGCUACACGUGUUACGAUCGACCAUAUGUAUAUUCCAAGUUUUCAGUCGUGAUUUUAUAUAUACAAAUACAUAUAUAUAUAUAUAAGUGUUCUCUUGUCUUCGUACCAUACGUUUACCAUAACGCGUGAAUCUUUGUCACGGCUUCGCUCUAUCGAUGGUAUUUAUCGUUACGAUUAAUUGUGUCAAAGACUGAUGUAUCUACGGACAAUUUCCAAGCUCGACGUGAAAGAAAGAAAAAAAAAAAUACAAUUUUGUUUUCCGAACAAUAUUGAAUCUAAUUAGCUCGCGUUCUUGGCACAGACGCGACUAAUGCGCUUAUUAUGAUUAUUAUUAUUAAUUAUUAUUCUUAUUAUUGUGCAAUUUGAUAUAUACAUAAUAGUAAGGGCAAGAACUUAAUCUUUGCGAGAUAAACGUAAAUGAUUACGAUUAUUGUAAUUCUUGUGAUACUUUACACUUUCUACUUUGAAUACCUACGCUAUACUUGUCUACUGUUUGUACUAAAAAGAAGAAAUGAAAAACAAGAAGAAACAACUGAUUCUUAAUGCGAUCGUGCGUUCGCUUGUUGAUUAUUUAAAUCCAGAUUCGAUUAGGGGUUAAACACUCCACACGACCAAUUUGUCAACAUCGAAACGAAUUUUGACAACGAACGCUCGAUAUCUCUGAAACUUGAUAUAUUUAACCCUUUCGCUGGGAGAGAUUAAAAAAGUUUGCCAGCCUUAUAGUUAUCAGGAACAGUUGGAUGUCUGUGGAUGCAACAGCAAUGAAAGGGUUAAGAAACUUUUCGGCACUCUGUAACGCUAUCAUCAAAUUAUCUUUCUCUUUGAGAGACGCAGAUUGAAUAACUCUACAAAUAGCAUCAGAUCGACGGUAGAUUUAUUAGCGAAUUUCCAUUGUCUCGCUUCGAAAUGAUAAUCAACGAGCGAACGCAAUCGAACUAUCGGUUCCUCGGACUCCCGAAUAGAGUCGCUUGAGGAAAGGAAGAGGAACCGACAGCCAGGGUCGAUAGUUUAAGAAUUCGUCCACUCUUUGCCUUCCAGAAUCUUUCACUAGAUCUCUCUUUGUCUUUAUCAUCGACAUGUGUUUUUUCUCCGAUUCACCUAUAUCAUAUAUUUACUAUAUUUGCAUACGUACUUGUAAGCCAACCGUGUCUGCGACUCGGAGACAGCCGAUCGGGGGUGAUCGGUGACACGGCACAAGUCUCGUUGCUUUUACACGAACAUCGUACGUGGAAAAAUCCGGGACCGAUUUUUUUAGCCUGUAAUACCUUCGAUUACCAGAGAAUAGAAAAAAAAAGAAGAAGAAAA
Messenger RNA from Osmia lignaria (orchard mason bee), 3100 nucleotides. Its product is annotated as protein N-terminal glutamine amidohydrolase. The record is from RefSeq and is a predicted model, not a curated record. NCBI's taxonomy places the organism in Eukaryota, Metazoa, Arthropoda, Insecta, Hymenoptera, Megachilidae. Gene Ontology annotation, molecular function: protein-N-terminal glutamine amidohydrolase activity; protein-N-terminal asparagine amidohydrolase activity. Gene Ontology annotation, cellular component: cytosol; nucleus.